UUCCUCUUAAGGUACGGCUCUUGGAAUUGCAAUAAAUGAUUAUGCUCAUUUCUAAGGCUCAGUACCUUUCAUUAUUCUCAAAUUCAAUAGUCCUACUUUUUUCUCUUCAUCCAUUCAAAAGGGAUUAUUAUUCAAAACUAACCAAGCAAACCCUAGAAGAGAAGUUUGCAUGUGUGUAUGCGUGCGUGCGUGUAUUGUAUAGAAUGACGAGUUCUCAAGAAAUUCUCUUAGUCUCGCGGUUGCAUGAGGCUAGGAGUGAUGAUACUUCGGAGGAAGAUGAAUUGGAGGAGGAGGAGGAUGAUGAUACUGAAUUCGGAGAUAUUAAUUUUCUUCAAGAUGGUGGUGAAGAAGUAACAACUUCGAGCAAUUUUGGGAAAAUCAUUUACAAUUUAUGUGGAGGGAAAGGGCACGGACGAGGACAAGGACAUGGAAAUUUAUUUGCCCUUGGGUCAGUUUUAGACCCAAGGGCAACAUGGGUGCAAGAGUGGAAUAGAAUAUUCCUUCUCGUCUGUGUCACUGGCCUUUUCGUGGACCCUCUAUUCUUCUAUGCACUCUCGAUUAGUGAGGCCUACCUUUGCCUCUUCGUUGAUGGGUGGUUCGCGAUCAUGGUCACCGUGUUGAGGUGCAUGACCGAUGUGAUGCACGUAUGGAACAUGUGGCUUCAACUAAAGAUGGCCAAGCACCCGCCUUAUAGGGGAGGGAAUGGUGACAUGAGUUUUGCUCGUAGGGUGGCUAUUGGAUAUUUUAAAGCUAAAUAUGGAUUCUUCUUUGAUUUGUAUGUGAUCCUCCCUUUACCUCAGAUUGUAUUAUGGGUAGUAAUCCCAUUUUUGGUAAGAAGAGGAUCAACAAAUGCAGUAAUUACAGUAUUGUUGAUCAUGUUCCUAUUCCAGUACCUUCCAAAGAUCUAUCACUCAGUUUGCCUCCUUCGUCGAAUGCAAAAAUUCUCAGGCUAUGUUUUCGGUACAAUCUGGUGGGGAUUUGCCCUUAACAUGAUUGUCUAUUUCGUCGCGUCACAUGUGAUCCUGGGAUCGAUUCUCAUCACUCGCUCAUGUGGCUCUCUUAACACCAAAAAUAGGGCAGCAGGAGCAUGUUGGUACUUGCUAGGGUUCCAAAGGGUAACCGAGUGUUUAAAGGACGAAUGUAGUAAAAUGCACGGGUGUAGCGCGAAAAUGCUAGCUUCCCAAGAGCCUAUCUACUAUGGUUAUAAAGCCUUGAUCAAAGAUCACGGCCGUAAUUUUUGGGCUUCCAAUAGAACAGCAAGGUCUAAUUGCUUGGAAAGUUACAAUAACUAUGAAUAUGGAGCUUACAAAUGGGUUAUUUAUCUUGUUAGCAAUAAUAAUCGCUUCGAAAAGAUACUUAUGCCUAUUUUUUGGGGGCUUAUGACUAUGAGCACAUUUGGAAAUUUAGAAAGCACAGCAGAAUGGCUAGAAUCUCUCUUUGUAAUCAUUGUCUUAACUACUGGCUUGCUUCUAGUCACCAUGUUAAUUGGUAAUAUCAAGGUGUUCUUGCAUGCAACAACAUCAAAGAAGCAAGCAAUGCAGCUUCGAAUGAGAAACAUAGAAUGGUGGAUGAAAAAGAGGAAAUUGCCUAAUAAAUUGAAGCAAAGAGUCCGUAACUAUGAAUGGCAACGUUGGGCUGCCAUGCGAGGGGUUGAUGAAUGUGAGAUGAUCCGAAACCUUCCUGAAGGCCUUAGGAGGGACAUUAAGUACCAUCUUUGUCUCGAUUUAGUUAAACAGGUGCCGUUAUUUCAGCAUAUGGACAACCUAGUUUUAGAGAAUAUAUGUGACCGUGUCAAGUCCCUUGUAUUCACUAAGGGAGAAACGAUAACCAAAGAAGGUGAUCCAGUUCGAAGAAUGUUAUUUAUAGUCCGAGGUCAUCUUCAAAGCAGCCAAUUUCUUAGAGACGGGGUAAAAAGUUGUUGUAUGUUAGGCCCUGGUAACUUCAGCGGAGAUGAACUAUUGUCAUGGUGCCUAAGAAGGCCAUUUAUCGAACGAUUACCACCUUCAUCAUCGACUUUAGUCACCCUUGAAACAACAGAAGCAUUUGGGCUAGAAGCCGAAGAUGUUAAGUACGUAACACAACAUUUUCGUUACACAUUUGUGAACGAAAAGGUUAAGAGGAGUGCAAGGUAUUACUCCCCUGGUUGGAGGACUUGGGCUGCUGUCGCGAUUCAGUUGGCUUGGAGAAGGUAUAAGCAUCGGUUGACACUUACUUCGUUGUCUUUUAUUAGGCCUAGAAGGCCAUUGUCGCGGAGUUCUUCGCUUGGGGAAGACCGGUUGAGGCUUUAUACUGCUCUUUUGACAUCUCCGAAGCCAAAUCAGGACGAUUUUGAGUUCUAAUUUGAGGAUUAAAAUUGUUGUAGUGUUAAGAACAAUGAUAUAUAUGGUGUAUAUGAAUAAGUUUUAUUAUCAUUAGGGGUUUUGAUUGUAGCAAUGCAAAUAAAUUUAUAUCCAUGUUUUUAUUCAUUUUAUACUAUGAUAAAUCUCUUGUUUAGAUUGUUAA
Molecule: messenger RNA, 2502 nt
Organism: Chenopodium quinoa (quinoa)
Lineage: Eukaryota; Viridiplantae; Streptophyta; Magnoliopsida; Caryophyllales; Amaranthaceae
Product: cyclic nucleotide-gated ion channel 4-like
Exons: 8
Coding region: 36-2339 (767 amino acids)
Source: RefSeq, a predicted model, not a curated record